CGCAGUUCUGAUGACGCAUGCCGAUGUCGCUUCCGGCUCCCGCUCCACUUCCGCUGGUUGCUCGGCUACCGGCGCGGCCUGGCGUUGCUAUGGAGCCCGAUCCUAAAGGGUGCUACGUGCUGAGCAACCUCGCGGAGGUGGUGGAGAGGAUCCUGAGCUUCCUGCCGACGAAGGCGCUCCUGCGCGCGGCCUGUGUGUGCCGGUUAUGGAGAGAGUGUUCCCGCAGAAUCCUGAGAACCCAGCAGAGUGUUGCCUGGGUCUCCGCAGUGGAACCAGGGCCAUCAAGCAGUCAUGCUCUGGUUCAGGUGUUAGCAGAGGAGCUUGAGAAGGUUCAGGUGCUGCCCCAGACAGUGUUGUAUAUAGCAGAUGCAGAGACUUUCAGUGAACACGAAGAGUGUCACGGCCACAGGCAGAAGAAAGCACGAAGAAGAAAUAGCAAAGAAACAGCCACUGCCUUAGAAAAACUAUUGCCCAGACGAUGCCAAGUCCUUGGUCUAGUGACACCUGGAGUUGUAGUUACUCCAAUGGGGUCUCGCAGCAAUCGGCCUCUGGAAGUUGAAGAUGGUGAAGCUGGCUUUGCAAUAUUGUUCCCCAAGAUUGAUGGGGUGAAGAUUCAGACCUUCCACUUUUGUAAAGACUUGAAGACCAGGGUCCUUGAUGAAAGCCAAUUUGCUGAAGCAGGCCUGAAGAAUAACCCUGAUCUCAGAGUGGUUCUUUUGUUUGGGUACAACACAUGGAAGUCAGGAGGAACCCGAUUUCUACACCAAAUAGUCAAUCGCUUGAAUGAAAAAAGCAUCGUCUUGGCUGGGGGACAUGUGGAGAGCUUUACAUCUCUAACUGCUGAGAAUAACACUCAAGCUGCUGAUUCUUGUGGUGUUGUUGGCUUGGCUUUCAGUGGACCCCAGAUCCAGAGUGCUACUGUCCUGUUAGAUCAGGAUGUAAUUGAUGAGAGGACAGCAGAAGCAGCAGUGCAGCGCCUCAAAGCCACAAACAUUCCUGAACACAAUAGCCUUGGUUUUAUGUUCGCAUGUGUUGGCAGGGGAUAUCAACAUUAUAAAACCAAACAGAAUCUUGAGGCUGAUGCUUUUAGGAAGUUCUUUCCUAACAUUCCCCUCUUUGGCUUUUUUGGACAUGGGGAGAUAGGAUGUGAUCGAAUUGUGACCGGGAAUUUUAUACUCCGAGAGUAUAAUGACACAAAGGAUGACUUGCUCCAUGGUUACACCACUGUAAUGACUAUUAUCCACCUGGGUUCAGCCAAAGCAAAUCAAGCUUAAACCUUUAGUUGUAAAUGUACACCAGAGAAACCAUGCUGUUUUAAUUCCAGCAAUGUAAAAACAAAACAAAAUCUGAAACACUGUACACACUUCCAACAGAAGUGGAUACUGAAACAAUUGUAAUCACUGAACCAUUGACUUGGGGUGUCUAGGUGACAUAAUAUUAAAUUAAAUUUGAUGAAGAAGAAAGGUUUUUAAUUUCAGAUUUGUCAGAUCUCUGGUAAAGGGUUAUAGUCAACUAACUUUUUACUGAUAGUAGACCCACUGAAAUCUAACUAAAUGAUGGCUACUAAUUUCAUUGGAUAUAAUCUGAGUAAAUGUAAGUUGAAUAUAACCCAAAGGAUUCAUUUAUUUUUAAAUGCAAAUUAUUUAGGUCAAAAUUAAGUGAACUCAUAUCUUUAGAAGUAACAUAAAUAGCAUUUCUGCAUGCAGUUUAUGGACCAGAUUUUGACACAACAAUCAAGUUAAGCAUUAAACAACAUUCAGUUAUUAUU
Lacerta agilis (Sand lizard) is the source of this 1768-nucleotide messenger RNA. RefSeq names its product F-box protein 22 (gene FBXO22). The record is from RefSeq and is a predicted model, not a curated record. Bases 18 to 1274 code for a protein of 418 amino acids. The transcript has 7 exons. Gene Ontology annotation, molecular function: protein binding. NCBI's taxonomy places the organism in Eukaryota, Metazoa, Chordata, Lepidosauria, Squamata, Lacertidae. Gene Ontology annotation, biological process: protein polyubiquitination; positive regulation of proteasomal ubiquitin-dependent protein catabolic process; regulation of skeletal muscle fiber development.